CCCCGACCCCAAAGGUGACGAAGGCCCCCGCGGCCAGGAGGAGGAAGGUGGUGAGGAAGAAAGUGGUGGUGAGGAAGAAAGUGGUGAGGAAGAAGAAGAAGCCAAAAGCUCCGGCUGCCCCACAGGAACCCCCGUGCCCCCCCUUGGGGCUGGAAUCCCUGCGGGUGGACGACGCGCAGCUCCAGGCGUCCAGCCACAAACGCCCCGGGCUGGGCGCCCACCGGGGCCGCCUCAACAUCCAGUCGGGGCUGUACGACGGGGACCCUUUCGACGGCGGGUGGUGCGCGGGGCGGGAGGACGCGGCGCAGUGGCUGCGGGUGGACGCCGGGCGCCUGACCCGCUUCACCGGCGUGGUCACCCAGGGGCUCAACUCCAUCUGGACGUACGACUGGGUGACGUCCUACAAGGUGCAGGUCAGCAACGACUCACAGACGUGGGUGCCGAGCAGGAACGGCUCCGAGGAGGCGGUGUUCCCCGGGAACAAGGACCCCGAGACUCCGGUGCUGAACGUGCUGCCCGAGCCCCUGGUGGGGCGGUUCCUGCGCAUCAACCCCCAGAGCUGGUUCCCCAACGGCACCAUCUGCCUGCGGGCCGAGGUGCUGGGCUGCCCCCUCCCCGACCCCAGCGAUGCCCACGCCUGGCACAGCCCGGCCCCGCCCGCCUCCGACCUGGAUUUCCGACACCACAACUACAAGGAGAUGAGAAAGCUGAUGAAGCGGGUGAGCGAGGAGUGCCCCGACAUCACCCGCGUGUACAGCAUCGGGCACAGCUCCCGCGGCCGCCGCCUCUACGUCAUGGAGAUCUCCGACCACCCCGGGCAGCACGAGCUCGGGGAGCCCGAGUUCCGCUACGUGGCCGGGAUGCACGGGAACGAGGUGCUGGGCCGGGAGCUGCUGCUCAACCUCAUGGAAUACCUGUGCCGGGAAUUCCGGAGGGGCAACCCCCGCGUGGUGCAGCUGGUCACGGACACCCGGAUCCACCUGCUGCCCUCCAUGAACCCCGAUGGAUACGAGACCGCCUACGAGCUGGGCUCGGAGCUGGCGGGCUGGGCCAUGGGCCGCUGGACCUACGAGGGCAUCGACCUCAACCACAACUUUGCCGACCUGAACACGGCGCUGUGGGACGCCGAGGACAACGACCUGGUGCCCCAUGAGUUCCCCAACCACUACAUCCCCAUCCCCGAGUACUACACCCUGGCCAACGCCACGGUGGCCCCCGAGACGCGGGCGGUGAUCGCGUGGAUGCAGCGCUUCCCCUUCGUGCUGAGCGCCAACCUGCACGGGGGGGAGCUGGUGGUCACCUACCCCUUCGACAUGACCCGCACCUACUGGAAGGCGCAGGAGCUCACCCCCACGCCCGACGACGGCGUGUUCCGCUGGCUGGCCACCGUCUACGCCACCGCCAACCUGGCCAUGGCCAGCGGGGACCGGCGGCGCUGCCACUACGACGACUUCGCCCGCCUGGGAAACGUCAUCAACGGGGCCAACUGGCACACGGUGGCCGGCAGUAUGAACGACUUCAGCUACCUGCACACCAACUGCUUCGAGAUCACCGUGGAGCUCUCCUGCGACAAGUUCCCGCACGCCUCGGAGCUGCCCCAGGAGUGGGAGAACAACCGCGAGUCGCUGCUGCUCUUCAUGGAGCAGGUCGGGGUGGGGGGCAGAGGAGGGCUGGAGGGGGGACAGAG
Messenger RNA from Neopelma chrysocephalum (saffron-crested tyrant-manakin), 1687 nucleotides. Its product is annotated as probable carboxypeptidase X1. The transcript has 11 exons. Gene Ontology annotation, biological process: proteolysis. Lineage: Eukaryota; Metazoa; Chordata; Aves; Passeriformes; Pipridae. Gene Ontology annotation, molecular function: metallocarboxypeptidase activity; zinc ion binding. The record is from RefSeq and is a predicted model, not a curated record. The annotation marks the transcript as partial.